Messenger RNA from Vitis vinifera (wine grape), 3732 nucleotides. RefSeq names its product receptor-like protein 7. The transcript has 3 exons. The record is from RefSeq and is a predicted model, not a curated record. The coding region runs from base 1 to 3732 and encodes 1243 amino acids. Gene Ontology annotation, molecular function: protein binding. NCBI's taxonomy places the organism in Eukaryota, Viridiplantae, Streptophyta, Magnoliopsida, Vitales, Vitaceae.
AUGAAGGACUUGGGCCAAAUUCAUUACUUCCUUGGCAUCGAGAUCUCGCAAACAGCCGAUGGCCUUCACUUGUCCCAAUCUCACUAUGCUCUUACCAUCCUUGAGAGAGCCAACAUGGUCGAUUGCAAGCCUAUGAGCACACCUCUUGAAGCCAAAACCAAGACAUCGCCAAAUAAUGUCUUGCUAGAAGAUCCGAGUUAUUUUAGAGGACUUGUUGGUGCUUUACAGUACCUCACCCUCACGAGACCAGAUCUUUCAUACAGUGUGAAUUAUGCAUCACAAUUCAUGCAUGCUCCCACUCUCGUGCAUUUAAAAAUGGUUCGAAGGAUCUUAAGAUAUGUCAAAGGCACAAUUGACAUAGAUUGGGCGGGGUGUCCAACCACACGACGAUCCAUCACUGGCUACUGUACAUUUCUUGGAGGAAAUCUCAUCUCCUGGUGUGCAAAAAAACAACAUACAAUCUCUCGGUCGAGUACCAAAGCGGAAUAUCGGGCCAUGGCACAUACAGCAGCUGAACUCACAUGGAUGUCCUUUAUUCUUAACGAUCUUCACGUUCCGUUGGCAUCUACACCAACUCUCUACUAUGAUAACACAAGUGCUCUUCACAUGACAAUAAAUCCGGUGUUUCAUGCUCGUAGCAAACACAUCGAGUUGGAUUACCAUUUUGUGCGUGAACGAGUUGCCCUUGGACUUCUCGUUACUCAACAUAUCUCCACCGAAAAGCAAGUAGCAGACCUCUUCACCAAACCAAUGUCAAAGGCUGCACUUAGUAAAUUUCAAACCAAACUUUGCCUCCAACCCCGGCACAGUUUGAGGGAGGGUAUUGGCACAACCCAGCAGCACCUUGGCUUGAAUUGUGGGACUCACACAACCCAGCAGCACCUUGGCGUGAAUUGUGGGACUCAACGGAGUGAUAAGGAUGGAAGUGAUAAGGCUGAAAACUCCCACAAUUCAUGCUAUAAUAGUGGAGAGACGUUGAAAAAUGAAGAAGGACGUGAUUGCUGCUCAUGGCAUGGUGUGGAGUGUGAUAGGGAGAGUGGUCAUGUGAUCGGCCUUCACCUUGCUAGCAGUCAUCUCUACGGUUCUAUUAACUGCAGCAGCACCCUCUUCAGUCUUGUUCAUCUCCGGAGGCUUGAUCUCUCUGAUAAUGAUUUCAAUUACUCUAGGAUCCCACAUGGAGUCGGUCAGCUUUCAAGGCUUAGAAGUCUCAACCUCUCGAAUUCUCAGUUCUCUGGCCAAAUCCCAUCGAAACUCUUAGCACUGUCCAAAUUGGUUUCCCUUGAUCUCUCGAGCAACCCAACGUUGCAGCUUCAAAAGCCUGACUUGAGAAAUUUGGUUCAGAACUUAAUCCACUUAAAAGAACUUCAUCUAAGCCAGGUGAACAUUUCUUCUACUGUCCCUGUUAUUUUGGCAAACUUAUCUUCUUUGAGAUCUCUCUCCCUUGAAAAUUGUGGAUUGCAUGGUGAAUUCCCCAUGGGGAUUUUCAAGCUGCCAAGCUUAGAACUCCUUGAUCUGAUGUCUAAUAGAUAUCUGACUGGCCAUUUGCCUGAAUUUCACAAUGCUAGUCACCUCAAAUAUUUGGAUCUCUAUUGGACAAGUUUCUCUGGUCAGCUACCAGCUUCCAUUGGAUUCCUUAGUUCCUUGAAGGAAUUGGAUAUCUGCUCAUGCAAUUUCAGUGGGAUGGUUCCAACUGCACUCGGCAACCUUACCCAGCUUACCCACCUGGACCUUUCAAGUAACUCAUUUAAGGGUCAGCUCACCUCUUCAUUGACCAACCUUAUCCAUCUCAAUUUCUUGGAUAUUUCUAGGAAUGAUUUCAGUGUUGGGACCUUGUCUUGGAUUAUUGUCAAGCUGACCAAAUUCACUGCUUUGAACCUUGAAAAGACCAAUUUAAUUGGUGAGAUCUUGCCUUCUCUUUCAAACCUAACUGGACUGACUUAUUUAAACCUGGAGUAUAAUCAACUUACUGGUAGAAUUCCACCAUGCCUUGGGAACCUGACCCUGUUAAAAACCUUAGGUCUUGGGUACAAUAAUUUGGAAGGUCCAAUACCAAGCUCAAUAUUUGAACUGAUGAACCUUGAUACUCUCAUUCUACGUGCAAACAAGUUGAGUGGCACAGUGGAGCUGAACAUGCUUGUUAAGCUCAAAAAUCUCCACAAACUCGGCUUGUCUCAUAACGAUCUAUCAUUGCUCACUAACAACAGUCUCAAUGGUUCUCUUCCAAGGCUUAGGCUUUUAGGAUUAGCUUCAUGCAACUUGAGCGAGUUCCCACAUUUCCUAAGGAACCAAGAUGAAUUGAAGUUUUUAACACUUUCUGACAACAAAAUUCAUGGCCAAAUACCAAAGUGGAUGUGGAACAUGGGUAAAGAAACUCUUUGGGUCAUGGACCUAUCUAACAACUUAUUAACCUGCUUCGAGCAGGCCCCAGUUGUCCUUCCAUGGAUUACUCUACGAGUUCUAGAGCUUAGUUAUAAUCAGCUACAAGGGUCCCUUCCAGUUCCACCAUCUUCCAUCUCUGAUUAUUUUGUCCAUAACAACAGACUAAAUGGAAAAUUUCCGUCGUUGAUUUGCAGCUUGCAUCAUCUUCACAUUCUUGAUUUGUCGAAUAACAACUUAAGUGGCAUGAUUCCUCAAUGUUUGAGCGACUCCAGCGAUUCUCUAUCAGUGUUGAAUCUACGAGGCAACAACUUUCAUGGGAGCAUUCCUCAAACAUUCACCAGCCAAUGCAGAUUAAAGAUGAUUGAUUUUAGUUACAAUCAGUUAGAGGGGCAGAUACCAAGAUCAUUGGGCAAUUGUAAAGAGCUUGAGAUUCUGAAUCUUGGAAACAAUCAGAUCAAUGAUACGUUCCCCUUUUGGUUGGGAUCUUUUCCAGAGUUGCAACUUCUCAUUUUGCGGCAUAACAGAUUUCAUGGCGCAAUCGAGAAUCCUAGAGCCAACUUUGAGUUCCCCACGCUGUGUAUCAUUGACCUCUCGUACAAUAAUUUUGCAGGAAAUUUGCCAGCAGGCUACUUUCUCACAUGGGUGGCCAUGAGCAGGGUCGAUGAAGAGAAUUUUUCAUAUAUGCAGUCAAUGACGGGAUUUGUCCUAAUCCGAACAUAUCGGCUUUAUGAAAACUACAAUUACUCAAUGACAAUGACGAACAAAGGCAUGGAAAGGGUGUACCCGAAGAUCCCUCGCAGUUUUAAAGCAAUUGAUCUCUCAAGCAACAAAUUUAUAGGAGAGAUCCCAAAAUCCAUUGGGAAACUCAGGGGACUUCAUUUGCUCAACAUUUCCUCCAACAGUCUUACUGGUCACAUCCCAUCUUUUCUUGGGAACUUAGCACAGCUUGAGGCACUGGACCUAUCUCAAAACAAUCUCUCAGGAGAGAUCCCUCAGCAGCUAAAGGGAAUGACAUUCCUUGAGUUCUUCAAUGUUUCUCACAAUCAUCUCAUGGGACCUAUACCGCAAGGGAAGCAAUUUAAUACAUUUCAGAACGACUCAUACGAGGGAAAUCCAGGAUUGUGCGGAAAUCCUUUGUCAAAGGAGUGUGAAAACUCUAAGUCAACAGCACCACCACCACCAACCGACAAACAUGGAGGGGACUUGGAGAGUGGCCGCAAAGUUGAGUUGAUGAUAGUAUUGAUGGGAUAUGGAAGUGGUCUGGUAGUUGGAAUGGCAAUUGGUUACACCUUAACCACAAGGAAACAUGAAUGGUUUGUCAAGACUUUCGGCAAGAGGCAGAGAAAGUGUUGA